UGACGGUUGGCCGGAGCUCGAGGCGGAGCUGGGUCCGAGUUUGAGUCAGAGCGCGAGGUUGUGUGAGGGGGGCGGGGGGACGGACCGAACCGAUGGGCUCAGCGGGAUAACAGCCAUUAAUACUGGGAAAGAGGCGUGUAAUGCCGGCGCAAAGAGAAGGGGAGAUGCCGAGAGAGGAAUGACAGACACUGAUUAUUAGAUGUGACCCCCCCUCCUCCCCACCUCCCUCCCUCCGCAUAAAUCGCUAUAAUUUACACUCGUUGAGGGGGGCAGCGCCUCCAUUUCCAUGACAAACAUGGCGGCCGGCAGCAGCAGCAGCGGCAGCCGAGUCGGCUUCUUCCUGGGCGCUUGCUGCUGCUGCCUGCUGCUGCGGGGCUGCGAGGCGACGGCGGAGGGGGAGGAAGCCGGUACGGUCAUCAUCGGCCUGAGGCUGGAGGACACGGACGACGUGACGAGCAUGGGAGGAGGCGUGGUGCGGGUGAGCGAACGCACCCGGGUCCGGCUUCGGCUCUACGGCCGCCACAUCGACAACAGCACCUGGAGUCGCAUCGGUUUCACCGAGCACCGGCGCACGGCGGCCGACCGCGACUUCGACCCGUGCGGUGUCCGCACCUCGGACAUCGUGGUGCUGCCCGGCGUGGCGGUCAGCCGCCGCAGCACGGGGGUCAUCGAGAUGGACAUCAAGCCGCUGCGGAAGACGGAGAAGACCAAAUCUUAUUACCUGUGCACGGCGAACGGCCGGGCUCCCGAGCCGGCAGACUGGCUCUAUCACGACGCCGAAGACACCAUGGUGAUGGUGGUGGAGGAACGGAAAUUUUUGCUGCCUUUCUGGCUGCAGGUCAUCUUCAUCUCGCUGCUGCUCUGCCUGUCGGGCAUGUUCAGUGGCCUCAACCUGGGCCUGAUGGCGCUCGACCCCAUGGAGCUGCGCAUCGUGCAGAACUGCGGCACGGACAAGGAGAAGAAUUACGCCAAGCGCAUUGAGCCGGUGCGGCGACAGGGCAACUACCUGCUCUGUUCGCUGCUGCUGGGCAACGUGCUGGUGAAUACCACCCUCACCAUCUUGCUGGACGACAUCGCCGGUUCGGGCGUGGUGGCCGUGGCCAUGUCCACCGUGGGCAUCGUUAUCUUCGGAGAAAUCGUGCCUCAGGCUAUCUGCUCCCGCCACGGCCUGGCAGUGGGCUCCAACACCAUCGUCCUAACUAAGUUUUUCAUGCUGCUCACCUUCCCCGCCUCGUACCCGGUCAGUCGGCUGCUCGACGUGAUCCUGGGCCAGGAGAUCGGCACCGUGUACAACCGCGAAAAGCUGCUGGAGAUGCUGCGGGUCACCGACCCUUACAAUGACCUGGUCAAAGAGGAGCUCAACAUCAUACAGGGCGCUCUGGAGCUCAGGACUAAGACGGUGGAGGACGUGAUGACUCCUCUGCGGGACUGCUUCAUGAUCGCUUGCGAGGCGAUCUUGGAUUUCAGCACUAUGUCAGAGAUCAUGGAGAGCGGUUACACCAGGAUCCCGGUCUACGAGGGCGAGCAGUCCAACAUCGUUGACCUGCUUUUUGUCAAGGACCUGGCCUUCGUGGACCCCGAUGACUGCACUCCUUUGAAGACCAUCACCAAAUUUUACAACCACCCCUUGCAUUUUGUCUUUAACGACACCAAGCUGGAUGCAAUGUUGGAAGAAUUUAAAAAAGGUAAAUCCCACCUGGCAAUAGUACAGAGAGUGAACAAUGAAGGGGAAGGAGAUCCAUUUUAUGAGGUGCUUGGUAUCGUCACGCUCGAGGAUGUAAUUGAAGAAAUAAUCAAAUCCGAGAUCUUGGAUGAAACUGAUUUAUAUACUGAUAACAGAACCAAAAAGAAAAUUACCCAUCGUGAAAGGAAACAGGAUUUCUCUGCCUUCAAACCAACAGAUAGUGAGAUGAAAGUUAAGAUCUCGCCACAGCUGCUAUUGGCAACACAUCGUUUCCUAGCAACAGAAGUGGAACCAUUUGGUCCAAUGCAGAUGUCAGAGAAGAUCUUGUUGAGGCUGCUAAAACAUCCGAAUGUCAUUCAGGAAAUGAAAUUUGAUGAUAGGAAUAAAAAAGCCCCAGAACAUUACCUCUUCCAUCGGAAUAAACCUGUAGACUAUUUUAUUCUAGUUUUGCAGGGGAAAGUGGAGGUGGAAGCUGGGAAAGAAGUAAUGAAGUUCGAAGCAGGAGCUUUCUCUUACUAUGGCAUGAUGGCUCUCGCGUCCUCUCCAGAUAAUCGGUCUCCACCUCGAACAUGUGGUUUAAACCAUUCUGAUUCAUUGAACCGGGGCGAUCGAAUUGAUUCAACAGCAUCACAGAUGGGGAGCAACAACAGUCAACUAAAUUCAUUGCUUCAAAUGUAUGUUCCAGACUACUCUGUGCGUGCUCUAACUGACUUACAGUUUGUAAAGAUUACAAGACAGCAUUAUCAGAAUGCCCUGAUGGCAUCCAUAAUGGAUAAAACACCACAGUCAUCAGACAGUGAAAACACUAAAAUUGAAUUGACUUUAAAUGCGAUGCAUGAUCACUUACCGGAUGAAACGGCAAAUCUACUAAAUGAACAGAACUGUGUGACUCACAAGUCGAAUCAUAGCAUGCACAGUGAAGGCAAAAUCUAGAACAGCAGCGGAGAUGCUCACUCGCUUAUUUUUCUGAAAACUGCUGUAUUGUGUAUGCAGGCACAUACAAGCACACAUGUCCACUGUCAUGAGACCAAAGAGCUGUGCCUCGGCACAAGAAGGUGUACAAAGAAUGACAGAGGUGGUUGAAUUGAACACUAAACAACUGCCAAGAUUCAGACACAUCCUCUGCACACUGGUGGCUUGUUAUCCUUCUUUAUUUCUGUGUUUUCAUUUGUUUUCCUUGCACAGGAGGAGAAUGGUAAAAUGUUGGAAAAGUAGCGUGCGGGCCACAUUCUGGCUGAGAAAUGUGUAGUUUUAUAAUGACGACCUAUUGAGAUUAACUGAGACUGUAAAAAUUUGUUUUAAAUUAUGGUGUGUGAUUUACGAUCGUCAUUGCAGGCGGAUGUUCGAAAUUUUGAAAAUGCGUCCAUUUCUCCAGCUUAAUUUAGUAGGUAUUUGACGUUUUCAACACCCAUUGCAUUAGAUGGGGUGUUCUUGCAUAUUUUAUCCCAAAAGAGUUGGGGUUGCUGGGCAUUUAAAUUAUAACUUGAAUAUGGAAACUUGAUUCCACAUUUGCACAAAACGUCAUUGACUUAAUUGAUUUCAACACAUGUAUGCAAACUGUGAAUAACACUCCAAUAUAUAUGAACUCUAGAACGCCUUUGGAAGAUAUAGCAAUGUCUACAUAGCAGGUAAAUAUGCCAAAUCCACCAAUGGACGAAUGUAUAAAAGGGUGUUUCAAAUUGAGAAACACAGCUGUAACUGUAAGUGUUCUUAUGGCAGACUGACUAUCACUACAUAUUGUUUAAUCAAUCAACAUUGCAAGUAAAUUGCAGUUUGUAUUAUAUUGUACAAAACUGACUCUGAGGUGAAGUAUUCUGACUACAGUAUUCAUAACUAUGUAUAUAUUAAGCACAAAAAAAUCUAUGGAUGAAGUGUAAGUUUCAUAAGAUUGUCAGUUAAAUGACAUUUAUAAUUAACAAUGGUAAAGACUUUGUAGAUUUACAGACUAUUUAUUUUGUAUAUGAUUUAUUUGUAUAUUUUGUGAUUUCAUUGUGUGUUUUGUUUUCUGAUUCUAUCAUUCCAUUUGGUUAAAAUGGUUUAUUCUAAAUGGCUUUUCAUUCCAUUUUGUCCUGUGUUAUUUCUCAAUUCGGUUUGAAUUUCGGUUUUGUUCUUUCAAAUCGAGUGCCUCUUCACUCUUUCUGUUGUGGUUUCCUUUGACCAGAUACUACCUGGUGCAAUCAUUAAUGGGGCAAAUUAUGGAAAUGGAAAAAUGGCCUGGACUUGGUUAAUGGAGCUUCUCAUUUUAUACUUCGAAAGUGAAUAAGUUUAAUAAAGAAAUUAUUCAUAAUUAAAUGGGCACUGAUUUAUUAUCAGGGCAUGCUUGUGACCACCAAUCUUACAUCUAGGACAGCAACUAAGCAAGGGAAUAUUGCACUUCAUCCAUAUAUCCAUGGAGAACAGUGGACUCUUCAAAUUUAGACAUUAUUCAAGGUCUUUCUCUGAGAACAGCAGUGAGCAAUGUCCUUUGGCUAGUGUGAUUGGUAAAUUGAACCCAACUUGGGCAAAAUAUGACAGGCAUGCAGUUAGAAUCGCUAGGCUGAAAUAUCUAAAUAUUUUUUUACAGUUGAACUGCCUGACAGGCAGGCAUGCACCAUAUGUAGUAGUUUAGUCCCAGUGGCAAUUGCACAGGUUACGGGACAUGGUGCCUUACCCUGUAAACAUAGUGGAGGUACCAUGAGAAUUGGAAAGAUCAACUCCUGAUGAGAAGAUCUGAGGGGGACCUGGUGCCAGUAGUGGAACCUAUAUUCCAUUAAUACAAAUAGAAAUGCAAGGGGGUCUGAUAUGGUCACGAGAUAUACUUGCUUGACCUUCCUUUCAGUGCGUGAUAUUAGAUCCCUGGGCAUUAAAGGCUAAAGUGCUCCCUUCGGACCGGUGAGGGAUAGUUAAUUGUGGUAUAUUACUAGAGAACAGCUUUUACUCAGAAGUUACCUUUUAUUCAACAGCAGACUUGAGGAUGCAAAGCUCUACGUGAAGAGGGAAAUCGGUACCAGAAAGGCCCAAAUUGUCUGGCCUUCCUCCAGGAAAGUGGACAUCACCAUAUUUACAUUCAGAAAGAGUCUGGUGGACAGCACGCUGCAGUGCUGAGGAUUCCCCUCCCUGUCUGGAGCACUGUUCAUAACAAUCUUCAAAUGUUUGUGUAACAAAACAGUCGCCUCUCAGGUUCCUAUUAAAUCUUUCCCAUCACCUUCAACCUAUGUCCUCUAGUUUUUGGUUCCCUACUCUGGGUAAAAGACUGCAUUUACCCAAUCUAUUCCUCUCAUUAUCUUAUAUCUCUAUAAGAUGAUCCCUACACACUCCAAGGAAUAAAGUUCUAGCCUGCUCAACCUCCCUGUAGCUCAGGCUCUCAAGUCCUGGCAAUGGCCUUGAAAAUCUGCACCCUUUCCAGCUUAACAUCUUUCCUAUAACAUGGUGAUCAAAACAAUACUCAAAAUGUGGCCUCACCAAUGUCUUGUGCAACUGUAACAUGAUCUCCCAACUUCUAUACUCAAUACUCUGACUGAUGAAGGCCAAUCUAUCUACCCGUUUUGCCACUUUCAAGGAACUAUGUACCUGCACUGUUGUUUUCUAAUGUAUCUGAAAGAAAAUCUUCCUGUAACAUUUUGUAUUGGACUGUGAUACAAAUGGCGAAGGAGAUGGACUCUGUAAUAAAUAUUUUAGCAGUAUGUGAAUGCAAUAACCAGUGUGGAAUUGCACUGUGUAAUAAAUGUUCCCUUGAUUACG
Molecule: messenger RNA, 5404 nt
Organism: Amblyraja radiata (thorny skate)
Lineage: Eukaryota; Metazoa; Chordata; Chondrichthyes; Rajiformes; Rajidae
Product: metal transporter CNNM2
Exons: 7
Coding region: 287-2617 (776 amino acids)
Biological process (GO): magnesium ion homeostasis; transport
Cellular component (GO): plasma membrane
Molecular function (GO): magnesium ion transmembrane transporter activity
Source: RefSeq, a predicted model, not a curated record